AUCAAAUUCUAUUAGCAAAAAUGAUUGAUUUGAUCAAUUUAUAGUCAGGACUUGUAAUACCUGCUCCAACACAAGAAUUCCAAAAUAGAAGCUUUUUAUUGAGGCAAUAAUUGGGAAAAGGAGCAGAAGGAUAAGUAUUUUUAGCUAAGCCGUAAAAUUGGAAUAUAGAUUUUGAAGUUGCUUUAAAAUUUUCAAAGCCACUUAAAUAAACAGAAAGAGAUUUCAUCCAAUAAUUGAUAGAGGUUUAGAAUGAAAACGAUAAACAGGGAUCCAAAAACUACAUAUGUUCUAACAUUAUAAGAAUAUACGAAAUUUUUUUACACUUAAAUUAUAGUGUUUAGGUGAUGGAAGUAGGCAGUGUUAAUCUUUUUAAAUAUACGGCACUGAAUCACAAUAAACUGACUAAUCUUGAGAAAUUUAAAAUUUGCUUAUAAGUAUUUAAUGUAAUGAUUUUAGCUAAUAAAUGCAAUUAAUUAUAUCCAUAUGCUAGGAUUGAUACAUAGAGAUGUAAAAGGAGAAAACUUUAUUUUAGUAAAGGAAGAAUUCAAACUCAUAGACUUUGGAUUAAUCAGUGUAAAUGAAAGGUUGAUGACUUCGAAACCAGGUACUCGUAUAUUUUAAGCUCCUGAAUUGUUUGAAGAUGAAGGCAAAUACACAUAAUCAUUAGAUACAUGGUCACUUGGAUGUGUGUUUUAUGAAAUUAUUAAGGGGGAAGAACUAUUCCCAUGUAUGUAUAUGAAUUCAUCAAUCUAAUAAAUCAAAAAUCAUAAAACAAAUUAAAGCCAUGUUUAUUCACUGAUUGAUAACCUGAAAGUAUGUAAAGAAUGGAAGGAUUUACUUAAAUAAAUGCUGCAUCCCAAUUAAUUUAAUAGAAUUAACAUAGCUUAUGCUAUAACAAUAGUAAAAUAGUGCAUUGCUAAUGAAGAGAAUUCUAGUGGUUCAAUAGAAUUGAAGGGAAGUAAGUAACAAUUAAAACUUGAUUCGAAUUAAAGCAAAUAUGAAUUUGAAUUAUAAUUGAAUUAGAAAUAAAAUGAAUUCAAUAAGAUUCUUAGAGAAAAGGAAUAAAUAAUUUAAUAAUUAGAACAUAAUCUAAAAAAGAAAGAAAAUGAGGGUAAUUAAAACCUAGAGGAAAUUGAAUCAUUAACAACAAAAUUUAAUAAAUUGGAGUUAGAAAAGAAUAGAUUGGAAUAAGAAAAGAAAAAAAAUGAUGAAUCAUUUUAACAAUAAUGUUAACAGUAUGCUCAACAAUGUUAAAAUCAUCUAAAUUAUUAAUUAAAUUAGCAAGCCUCAUAAUUUAACUAAUAAAAACAGAUUUAUGAAAAUGAUAUAAAAAAUCUAAAAAUUAGAAUUUAGAAUUUGGAAUUAGAAAACAGCUCAUUAUUAAAGAAGCUCAAUUAAACUAAAGAGGAGGAGAAUACAAAACAUAAAGUAAUAGAUAUUAGCAAAGAGAUGAUGUUUUUGGAUAAACUAAUUGGAGACUUAAAUAAUGAGAUUUCAAACCUAGAAAAAUCAUUAGAGAGCUUCAAAAGCAUUUAAUAAUUACUAUCAACCAAUAAUAUAUAGGUUAAUUCUUAGAUUUAAGAAAUAGAAUAGUUUAUUACACAAAAAAAGAAGAGUGUAUAAAAUUAUGAAAAAAUUAAAUUAGAAAUUUAAAACCAAGAUCCAACUCAAUAGAAGUUAUAGACAGAUAUAAUUAAAAAUACUGUUGAUAUUAAUUAAUCGCAAGAUAAAGUACUCCCUCAAUAGAUACAAGGCACGCUUUAAAUGACUUAAAGUAUUAAUUCUAACUGAAAAUAGGCAUGUAAUCCUUAAUACAAACUCCAACCUUAUUCAAACCGCAAUUAAAUUCGUAGAUAAUGGCACCUCCGUUUAUAAAUCCAAUUUCUAUUAGCUUCCCCAAUAAAAGCACCAACAUAAAGAAUUAAAUACUUUGA
This is a messenger RNA of Paramecium octaurelia, 1934 nucleotides long. Lineage: Eukaryota; Ciliophora; Oligohymenophorea; Peniculida; Parameciidae. The record is from the annotation of a GenBank genome assembly.